Messenger RNA from Oreochromis niloticus (Nile tilapia), 1059 nucleotides. RefSeq names its product CD209 antigen-like protein E. The transcript is spliced from 7 exons. The record is from RefSeq and is a predicted model, not a curated record. Lineage: Eukaryota; Metazoa; Chordata; Actinopteri; Cichliformes; Cichlidae. The coding region runs from base 6 to 653 and encodes 215 amino acids.
UUGAGAUGCUAGAUGAUGAAGAACAACAUCCUGAUGUUGGGCUGCAGGCAGCUGAAUUAAACAUCCAGAUGAAGCUUUCAGCUGUGAAAAGAAGAUGGUUCAGAGCUUUUGAAGUGAAUCUUGGGCUGCUGUAUCUUUUGAUUCUGGCUGGAAUCACCGCACGAUAUAUUUUAGUCAAUUUGGAAAAAGAGCAUCUCCAGGCUAAUCGUUCAAUGAAAAUAAUUCAAUUAAAGCAAGAAAUCAAGUUGCUAAAGGAGAAGAUCAAAGAGAAGUGUCCUGAUCGAUGGACAAGAUUUGGAAGCAGCUGUUACUUUAAAUCCACUGAGGCAAAGCACUGGCAAGAGAGCAGGAGAGACUGUCAGGAUAAAGGAGCUGAUCUGGUGAUGAUAAACAGCAAAGAGGAACAGAUAUUUAUCAAUGAACUGAACAUGAGAGGAGAGUCCUGGACUGGUCUGACAGGCAAAAAGACAUCAGGAGGAUAUAAAUGGGAAUGGGUGGACGGAUCAGCUGUGAAUGAAACGUUGUGGGCACCAGGACAGCUGAGUACGAGUUAUGAUUCCUACGGAGUCUGCUGUGACGAUAAUGGGAAGUUGAAACAAGCAGUUGAACAUUAUGUUGGUUACAGCUCUAAGACCUUCAUCUGUGAGAAAUGAGUUUCCUGCUUUGAUGUAAAUGUUUGAAUAAUCCAACCAAAGACACCUCACUAUGAAAUGUCCUGCAUGAGCCUCAGACUCAGCUCACAGUUGUUACUUGUUCAUUCUGCAUCAUAUAUUGAUUACAUAUAUUGUCCCUCUGUGCUCUGUGCUGUACAGUAAGGUUGGAAGUCAUCCACACAAAAACUUGAAGUACUUCAUUACUCUGUAGUUCCAGCAAAUUGUUCUAAUACAAGUCAAAGUGCAGCUUGUCUUUACUUUGGUUUACUUGGUUUAUUCAUCAGUCUGUUGGUGCUAAAACUACAGUAAAUGUCUUCUUGAGUUUCUCUCAAUCAGCUGAAAGUAGUUGCUUCUUAUUAUUAGCUAUAAAUUUUGACAGGAGAUUGAAAUGAAGAAGAAAAGCAGA